CUUCCAAUCAAUUUAUUAGAGAAUUCUCAAGGGACGUCUGUGACAUUAGAACUUAAAAAUGGAUUUAAAUAUACUGGAAUUCUCGAUCGUUGUGAUCGUAUGAUGAAUAUUCAUCUCAAAAAUGCUAUUUUGAUUAAGCCAAGUGGUGACCGUUUUAGUGUUUCAAAAUUAAUUGUCAAAGGAAUAAGUAUUCGUUGUUUCUCUGUUGAUGAAUCGUUGUUAAAAAAGAAUGAAAAAUAA
Entamoeba nuttalli P19 is the source of this 240-nucleotide messenger RNA. RefSeq names its product LSM domain containing protein. The transcript has a single exon. Lineage: Eukaryota; Evosea; Mastigamoebida; Endamoebidae. The record is from RefSeq and is a predicted model, not a curated record. Bases 100 to 240 code for a protein of 46 amino acids.